Molecule: messenger RNA, 1197 nt
Organism: Aureobasidium vineae
Lineage: Eukaryota; Fungi; Ascomycota; Dothideomycetes; Dothideales; Saccotheciaceae
Source: the annotation of a GenBank genome assembly
AUGAACUCGAUGCGCGGGGGCAUGCAAGUCCAUGCUGUGCCUGAGAGCGAAAGAGCUCUCGAUGCCUCAGGCAAACGCCUGCCAUGGGGCUAUGAGUUUGCCGAUGCAGAGAUAGGCCGCAGACGCGAGCCAGAGGAGAAGGGACCAUUUGGACGCUCAGUACGCCGUCGUGGCUUCUCGCGCAGCAAGACGGCAACACCAGCUCGCAAGGAAGAUGUCGUGCGACAAGAAAACAUGCAGACCGAGGACUUCAUCUUUGCUAAGUACAAAGAUGAGCUCAAGGCAAAGGACCCAGUACAACCCACACAAAAGUCCAACGAAGCUCAAGCAUCACAAGCAGCAACCGACGCCGCAUCAGCAAAGGAAGCUACAGAGGUCAUCCUGUACGGCUUUGGCCCAGACUCGCAAUGGGCUGCCAUCGAGUACUACGAACGCAUCUCGAACGGCAUCGUCUACGAAGACUACGAUCGCCAUCCUCCUCACCAACGCUACGACCACAGCUUGACAUACAGCCGCGCAAAGCUCGCUCAACGCUCACUCUCGCAAGCCGCUCUUCGCAAACGCAACGCCUACCGCGGUGGAGACCACUGGAUCAAAGUCACCUUCGACAGCCCUGAAGCCGCCGACCUGGCCUGCCACUGCUCUCCCCACCCCAUCCACGGCUUCCUCGUCUACGCCGAGCCCUUCCGCGGCACUGGCCCUCCCAACGACGCGCCCAUCCCAUACUCGAACGCCGGCGCUCAGAUCGACGGCCCAGCUCUACCUUCCACAUUUAGCACUCGCGACACUUUGACCCCAACCGACUCAUCCAACACAAUGUCCUCGGCAACCAUCACGGGCGCACCCUCCUCUUCCUCAACCACAAACCUCGCCACCACAUCAACAAACACAACAGCACUCGAACCCACCACCCCAGCCCAAAAGCGGCCCAUGCGAAUCCCCGGCGCCACCCGCGCGGUCCUCAAACCCGCAGACCUGGCAUUUGCCGAACCCUCCAAAUCUGUAUCUUCAUCACUGGCCUCUUGGCCCCUAAUCAACCUCUUCGUCGGCACAAAGGGUGAUGUGAUAGGCUCCGCCGUCCCACGCACCGACGAUGGAAACUUUGACUGGAAGAAUGCUAGCUUGUACUGGUUGAUCUUUGCAUGGCUAGACUACUGGCUAGGCACCGAUAUGUGUGGGUUGAGAGGAGAUGAUUAG